Molecule: messenger RNA, 2546 nt
Organism: Physcomitrium patens
Lineage: Eukaryota; Viridiplantae; Streptophyta; Bryopsida; Funariales; Funariaceae
Product: palmitoyl-acyl carrier protein thioesterase, chloroplastic
Biological process (GO): fatty acid biosynthetic process
Molecular function (GO): fatty acyl-[ACP] hydrolase activity; acyl carrier activity
Source: RefSeq, a predicted model, not a curated record
UUGAAUGCUCCGCUGCCGCUGCUACUGGCGCUGCCGAUGAUGGCCCUCUCGCAGCAAAUGUCAAGACCCAAUUGAUUAUGCUCGCAGAGGAGCCAGCCAGCCAGCCAGCCAGGCUGAUCAUCUCAACUGGGUCGCGUCUCGUUUAGCCUCGAAGCAACCCACCACGCACCACCAGCAUCAUCCACGCUCCGUCACGAAACAGCAAAGUCUUGCUAGAAGGGAGGGAAUAUGCAAAUUGAGUCAUAGUGCACAGUUGUCUAUGCCGGUUGUACAGUGAUUCGUCCCAAGAGGGGGAGAGAGCAGCAGGGGAGGAGUUUUGGUGUGCGGAUGAGCGAGCAGCGAGGAUGAGAGAGUGCUCGGUGCUACGUUUUCUUUGAGAUCGUUCCGUUGGUUGGAAUGUGGAUUUUGGUUUUGCGGGUGAUUUUGUAUUGCCUUCACUAGGAGGAGCGGGAGCUGGGUCUUCGGUUUGGAAGAAAAAGGUUCCGGGAGUGCGAAAGAUGUAGAUCGAGAUCGGGGGCGGUGGGGCUGAGGUUGCUCGCGUAGAUCUGGGUUGGGAAGGUUGGCAUCUGAGGAGGGCGCCGAUCUUUGAGUGAGAGUGUGGAUUAAUUUGGUGAGGUAAAGAUCACAUUUUCUCUGAUUAUGUAAGUGUGUUGCAAACUGCUCUCGAGCGCGGCAGAUCGUUACGAAGGGGUAUUGGUAACUGUGCCACGCUCCAUCUCGCAUGUGAAAACGCACAGGUGUAGACAGAGUCGAUGGAGAUGAUUACAGGAACAGGUUUAGUUAGAACAAACUUUUGUGGGGUAGAUGUAGGAAGAAGCAGUCCAGCGAUUAGCUCUUCUCUGUGCAAUCAUUGCGAGUCGCUCACGUCCACAUUGAGAACUCCUGGAGCGUGCCAUGCUCUGAAAUCGAGAUUAGGAUAUUGCUUCUCCAGUUCGUUCUCGGUUGGCGACGGGCAAGCUCCGCUUAAGGUAUCGGCAGGGUUGAAUGGCGCAACGAGGGAUCUCAAUGCUGCAGCGGCUACAGGAAAUGGAGCCUUCACGGGGGGCAACAGGGCCGAGGACGUGAACGAGCCUCUUUCUAAUGUAGUGCCACGUUCUCUCCUUGAGAAAGACAGUGAAGCGUUUAGGGCAGUCCUUGCCGCCAUAGCCAGUGUGGCACUGGCGGCGGAGACCCAGAGGCGGCAUGAAGUUUUCUCUGGAAAAACAAGAGUCCCCGUUGAUGCUCUUCGGCAGGGUAGACUUGUGGAAAGUAGGCUAGUUUAUCGACAGACUUUCGUGAUUCGGUCAUAUGAGAUUGGAGCUGAUCGAACGGCUUCUAUUGAGACUAUGAUGAAUCAUUUCCAGGAGACGGCUUUGAAUCAUGUGUGGAUGUCGGGAAUUGCUGGAGAUGGUUUUGGAGCAACGCGUGCAAUGUCUUGCAGGAAUCUAAUUUGGGUCGUCAGCCGGAUGCAAGUCCACGUUGAGCAGUAUCCUGCGUGGGGCGAUGCUGUUGAGAUGGAUACGUGGGUGGCAGCGUCCGGUAAGAACGGGAUGCGUAGAGACUGGCUUGUGCGAGAUUACAAAACAGGACAAAUUCUAGCCCGUGCCACCAGCACGUGGGUGAUGAUGCACAGAAAGACGAGAAAGCUUUCCAAGAUGCCUGAGGAAGUCAGAACCGAGAUAUCUCCCUAUUUUCUGGACAGAUCAGCAAUUAAACACGAGAGCAUGUUGACGCAGAAGAUCAUCAGGCUCGAUGGCAAUGCUGAGUUUGUUCGCUCGGGGCUAACGCCAAGACGCAGUGACUUGGAUAUGAACCAGCAUGUGAACAACGUGAAGUACAUUGGUUGGAUGAUGGAGAGUGUACCACCUACAAUUUUGGAUAAUUACGAGUUGGUUAGUAUGAACCUGGAGUAUAGGAGAGAGUGUGGACAGUCUGACGUGGUGCAAUCAAUGGCCAGUCUUGAGCCAUCAACCUCGGGCUCAUUGGAGUCGAAUGGAAUGACAAAUAGGGCACGCAAUGGUGCUUCUAAUAGGGCAAUGCAUACCUUCUCUCACGCAGCAGAGCUACCGACAAUCACGUCUCAGAUAAAAAUUGCGGAUGCCAGUGUAGGAUUUUUACAAUUUGUACACUUGUUGCGGAUGGAAAGUGAUGGAGCAGAAAUAGUUCGAGGGAGAACUUGUUGGAGACCAAAAAAUAUCCUGCUUCCUUCAUAGCAUAUACGCUACUGAAUCCACUUCAUUACUUCGACUGUAAAGGCCGUUGAUUGACAGGUUAGGUGCUCACAUCAUGAAAUUACACUGGUACUUCUAUGUCCAUAGAGUUGUUUGCCUCUAUGGUAUGUGCAAGAAUAGGUUGGGGCAAAUCUGGCAUUGAUUAUAACACUUAAAAUCAACGAUAAUCAUCAAGCCUAAUUCGUUACAAUAACUAUCCAAUAUUUGUACAGAAAAGUCGUAGUUCAACUUCUCGCUCGCUUUUAUUCUCUAAAAGUGAGUUUCGCAGAUGUUCUUUUCCCCACAGCUUGUACAGGUGUAUGAUUGUAAUACAGGAUGUCUUCCUUUUUGGACCAA